AUAAGCGGCUGACCCCGGCAGGUUGACCUUGCCGAGCCGGGCGAACGUGCAAGGUUGCCCGUCUGUCGAUUCCUCUCCUUCUCCCCGCCCUUUUACUGCUCAAGGAGGCGACUACAACCCACCGAAGAUGGCUUCCGCGGUGCUUGGUGAUCUUAGCUCGUCUAACGCGUUCGCUGCAAGUAAUUUGCGGCAGGCGCAAGGGAAGAGUAUCGGCGUUUUCACCAGUGGGGGCGAUUCUCAGGGUAUGAAUGCGGCCGUACGUGCCGUGGUGCGUAUGGGCAUCCAUGUUGGAUUCCGCGUGUAUUACAUCCACGAGGGGUAUCAGGGCAUGGUGGACGGGGCUGACAACAUCAAGGAAGCCAUCUGGACUAGCGUGUCUGGAAUCAUCCAACAGGGUGGUACAGUGAUCGGAAGUGCCCGGUGCCAGGAUUUCCGCGAGCGCGCCGGUCGGCUGAAGGCGGCGCGAAACCUGGUUAAACUUGGGAUCUCGAACCUGGUCGUGAUUGGCGGAGACGGAAGUCUGACCGGCGCAAACUGCUUCCGACAGGAGUGGUCUGGUUUGCUGGAGGAACUGGUGAAGAAAGGAGAGAUCACUGCUGAGCAGAGUAAGAACUGUUCCCACCUCAACAUUGUCGGCAUGGUUGGUUCCAUUGAUAAUGACUUCUGUGGCACGGACAUGACGAUCGGCUGCGACACUGCGCUCCAUCGUAUCAUGGAGUCCGUGGAUGCCAUCACCACCACCGCUCAAAGCCACCAGCGUACGUUUGUUAUGGAGGUGAUGGGCCGCCACUGUGGCUACCUUGCGCUGGUGACUGCCCUCGCCUGCGGAGCUGAUUGGUUGUUUAUCCCGGAGUGGCCGCCGGAAUCCGACUGGGAGGAUCACAUGUGCCGCCGUCUGUCCGAGUUACGAACCGCGGGCAGUCGGCUGGGCAUCGUGAUCAUGGCGGAAGGAGCGAUCGACCAGAAGGGGAACGCCAUUACGUCCAACAGGGUCAAGGAGAUCAUCUCGACCCGCCUCGGCCACGACACCCGUGUGACAGUACUGGGGCACGUGCAGCGCGGAGGGAACCCAUCAGCCUUCGACCGCGUGCUGGGUUGCCGUAUGGGUGCGGAGGCGGUGUUGGCCCUGCUGGAGGCGACCCCUGACACGCCGGCCUGCGUCGUGUCGCUGGACGGAAACCAGGCGGUCAGGGUCAACCUCAUGGAGUGUGUGGAGAGGACCCAGCAGGUAGCAGCUGCUAUGAAGAAGGGAAACUUUGAGAACUGUGUGAGUCUCCGGGGCAGGAGUUUUAAAAACAACCUAGAGAUCUACAAGAUCCUGAGUCACGUGAAACCCCCCAAUAACCCCCAGCAGCACGUGUUUAACAUCGGUAUCAUGAACGUGGGCGCUCCCGCCGCGGGUAUGAACGCCGCGGUGCGGUCAGCCGCCAGAACCGCCAUCUUGAACGGGCACCAGCCGUACGCCAUUUACGAGGGGUUCGAGGGCCUUGCAGAGGGAAGGCUGAAGAAGUUACAGUGGAUGGAUGUUGGUGGCUGGGUCGGGUCUGGUGGCGCAAAGCUUGGGGCUAAAAGGACCCAGCCAGCGAAGCUUGGCCUGCCCCAGAUCGCCAGCAAGUUCAAGGAGUUCAACUUGAGUGCGCUGCUCAUCAUUGGUGGGUUUGAGGCAUAUGACAGUGUAUUGCAGCUAGCCGAGGCCCGACCACAGUACAAGGAGUUCUGUAUCCCCAUGGUUGUGAUUCCCUGCACCAUCAGUAACAAUGUACCAGGGACGGAGUUCAGUUUGGGCACGGACACCGCUCUCAACGCCAUCACUGAUAUCUGUGACCGCAUCAAGCAGUCAGCCAGCGGCACCAAGCGUCGGGUAUUCGUGGUGGAGACGAUGGGCGGGUACUGUGGUUACCUAGCAACCCUCGCCGGGCUCGCGGGAGGGGCGGACGCCGCGUACAUCUUCGAGGAGAGAUUCGGCAUGAGAGACCUGCAGAAUGAUGUUGAGCACCUGGCCAAGAAGAUGGUGGAAGGUGUGGAGAGAGGACUGAUUCUCAGAAACGAGAAGUGCAAUGAGAACUACACCACUGACUUUAUCUACCAGCUGUAUUGCGAGGAGGGGAAAGGCAUUUUCUCUGCACGGAAAAAUGUCCUCGGACACAUGCAACAGGGUGGUUGUCCUUCACCAUUUGACCGCAACUUGGGCACCAAGCUGGCAGCCAAGUCUGUGGCCUUCAUCGCAGAGAAAAUGCACAACAACUACAAGGAGGAAGGAGGUCGGAUUGUGGUGGAAUGUAACGAAGAGGACACGGCUUGUCUGAUCGGACUCAACCGUAGAACGGUUCAGUUCAGUCCUGUUACGCACCUCAAGUCGCAGACGGACUUCCAACACCGCCUGCCCCGUGAGCAAUGGUGGCUGAAACUGCGCCCGCUCCUGCGAAUCCUUGCCAAACACGAAAGCGUCUACGAGGUGGAGGGCGAAGAAACCAGCAUUGAGUGAGAGGGGAGCGUUAAAACUGGCGAGAGUGUGUGUCAGUGUGUGCAGUAACAUCAUCGCUGGACAUUGAAAGUUCAUCUGUGUUGGUAGAAGUCAUUAUUGGACUAGUUGAACUGCAAUGUCCAACACGAAAAUUGGACUCACCCAAAUUUUCGACUGAACAGCACCAG
Branchiostoma floridae (Florida lancelet) is the source of this 2652-nucleotide messenger RNA. Its product is annotated as ATP-dependent 6-phosphofructokinase, muscle type-like. Gene Ontology annotation, biological process: fructose 1,6-bisphosphate metabolic process; canonical glycolysis; fructose 6-phosphate metabolic process. Bases 128 to 2485 code for a protein of 785 amino acids. Gene Ontology annotation, molecular function: monosaccharide binding; 6-phosphofructokinase activity; ATP binding. Gene Ontology annotation, cellular component: cytoplasm; 6-phosphofructokinase complex. NCBI's taxonomy places the organism in Eukaryota, Metazoa, Chordata, Leptocardii, Amphioxiformes, Branchiostomatidae. The record is from RefSeq and is a predicted model, not a curated record. The transcript has 22 exons.